Molecule: messenger RNA, 953 nt
Organism: Zootermopsis nevadensis
Lineage: Eukaryota; Metazoa; Arthropoda; Insecta; Blattodea; Termopsidae
Source: RefSeq, a predicted model, not a curated record
UCAAGAAGAAUAAGAUGUUAUUAUCAGCAGCAUCAUGGCUUCAACAAACUGCUGAUAUUGUGGAAAUUGAAGGGACAAUUUUGAUAGCUGCUGAAAUGCUGUAUCAGAAAGCAUGGAACAGCUUACAAGAUCAGUCACAAAUGCCCCACAACAUAAUGAUAUUAGAAAAGUUUCUCGAAGCAUAUUUUGGUGACACCCUAUGUGCCAGAAGAUUGCACUGUCCUCUCACAACCACUAAGGAAGAAAGUAUGGGAACAAAUAUUUCUAACAGUGGAGGAAAGGAAGUUGAUAUGCCAGUUUCUUCUGUGAUGAAUGAUACUGAAAACAGUGAUUUUGAAUCAGAUUUUGAAAACUUGACAGCAGUUACUAAGAUUCCAAUUCAUGUUCCACCCCUCCUUGUUAAAAGCAAUAGAAAAAUGUCAGCAUCAUUUCCUGGCAGAAGUUUAAAUAUGCGGAGGGGUGUAAGAAUUUCGAGUGCCUUUGAACUUCCAAUCAAGCAUGAACAUUGUCAAAAAUUAAUUCGGUUUAAUUUUGCUGGAGCCAAUCCUAUGUCUAAAAGACAUUUGAAACGUCGAAUAUUGGAUCCUCAACAUGCACAGCUAAUGUGUCAAAGUGUUUACUUCAGUAAGAGUUGUCAGGUGGAAUGCAUAGGGAAAUUAGUGCGCAGACAUCGCAGAGCCACAUCAUCAGUAACUUGGUUAUCAAACAUGAUGGCAACAUUGUAAUUGGUGAGCCACUGACUGAAGUUGUAAUUUUGAUUUUACAAGACUGGGUGAAAUGAAUUUUAUGACCUUAAAUUCAUGUUUUAUGGUGGUAGAUAAUUGUAAUUACUGUAAUUAUGUAAUAUUCACAGUCCCAAAUAUUUAUUAGUGAUUAUAUAAUUAUGAUCAACUACCAACUGUCUCAGUGAAAUGUGAAAUAUGUACCAAAUAUGAUGUGCAGUAAUUUCAUAA